This is a messenger RNA of Ornithodoros turicata, 1253 nucleotides long. RefSeq lists its product as uncharacterized. The coding region runs from base 61 to 1095 and encodes 344 amino acids. The transcript has 8 exons. Lineage: Eukaryota; Metazoa; Arthropoda; Arachnida; Ixodida; Argasidae. The record is from RefSeq and is a predicted model, not a curated record.
AAGCACUAAAGCGCCUGCUCGCCGUGCCAAACCGCCAUUCCACUUCUGACCGUUCGAAGCAUGGGUCGCGCAUUCUUGGUAACCAUCUUGAUGGCUCUGAUUCCUGAACCAGGUGUUCACAGCGUGCACUACGGCAUGCUUUUGGGCGACCUGGAGAAAGUGCCACCUGCAACGGACGCUGUUGCUACUGGCAAAGUGUACGCUGCGACCGAUGCUAUCUUCCUUGUAGCGGACUUUGUGCACGACAAAGUAAAAGGAACGGCCACUUUCGCCCUCUUCAAAGAGGGCGACAAGGAUCCCGAUGUGACGAAGGGCGAUGAGAGUAACCUCGAAGCCAAAUACAAUGAUGUCUCGACAUAUUCGAAAGGAGCUGUCGUAGCAGUGCUGAAGCUGAAGAGUGGAAAGAUCGCGGAUUACAAAUGGCUUGGCUUGUGGGACAAGAAAGUGGUCCACGUGGCACUAAAGAUACCGGCAGCGACGGCGCCGACAGCCCUAGACCUCAGCGCCUUCAAAGAUUCGGCGGGUGCAGCUGCUACAAAAGUUACAGCUACGAAGGUGACAGUCGUGGACUCUGUUUCUGUGACCCUUGCAGGUUUCAAGUACUCAGAAUCGUGUGCAAAAGCCAAGGUCCUGGUGGGAAGCACUACCGAUAAGAAGCCCAGUGCCACGUGCAAAGUCGAAAAUGAAAAAGAUGGCAAAGAAAUAACUGCAGCAGCCGCCGCCGCGGAUUUGAAGUUGUACCUUCCUCCUAACCGUGAUUGGUCCGAAGCCAAAUGGAUAUCUGUCUACUGCGUGGAUGCUGGCAAAGAGGGUCUUCUGGCCAGCGUCGAUCUACCGGACAUGAAGGACAUGAAGUUUCCCGUGUCCAAUCCAAUUAGCCUGGCCACACCGACGACGACGACGACGACGUCGACGACAACAAAAAAACCAAAAACCACGACUCACAAGCCACACAAGAAGGCAGCCAGUACAGCAAGACCGUCAUUCUGCUUCGUCGCCAUGGUCGCACUUGUGACGGUUAUCUUUGGUGCUAAGUGUAGUAGUGUGUUGCUGAAAGGAGAGCGGGAAAAGAAUGAUUGGAACGGAGAAGCCUAAGGCGAGCUUCGCCUCGCCAGCGCCGACAGCGCAGUGAAACCUUACCAAACAGAGCAUAAUAGAACUCUACAACCAAGCAAACUUCGCAUGCGACGUAACAGGCGUAGGGCAUAUAGCGACAUGACAACGCUAUUUGCAAUAAAAUUAUUUUUUACGCA